Messenger RNA from Diachasma alloeum, 1793 nucleotides. Its product is annotated as RE1-silencing transcription factor. The transcript is spliced from 6 exons. Lineage: Eukaryota; Metazoa; Arthropoda; Insecta; Hymenoptera; Braconidae. The coding region runs from base 42 to 1454 and encodes 470 amino acids. The record is from RefSeq and is a predicted model, not a curated record.
CAGAUAGAGGCGUCGUGAGGCUAUCGGCCCGGGGUAACCACAUGGAAUAUGGUAUCUGGAGUCUUCAUGCGGCAAGUGGAUUAUGGGGCGAUCCGCGGCUGAUUCGCCGAGCGGCGGCACUUGUACCGCCAGGUGCCCCGCCGAUACUUCCGCGUGCAGGAUUUGCAUUGAGUUCGCUGCAUCAUCCCCUUGAUCCUGGUGCCUACAAGGCUAUCGAAUUAACCGCCAAUUCUUCGCACAGUGUCAACAGCGAUGAAGCGAGAAGUGAAGCAAGCACUCCACUUGAUACCGUCAAGAAAUCGGAAGACAACGAAAGUAACAUCGAAAGAAAUGAAGAGGACGAGGAAAAUAAUUACAAGAGCUCCCUACCGACAGAGUCUAACGAUAAUAACAACGAAGAUGCUGGUGAGGAAAGCGACACUAGUACAAAUAGCUCACAGCACUCCCGGAAUAAUAAUUCACCGGGGAAAGCACUGGAUCCCUUGGCAUAUUUUGGCAUGGAUAAAGACGAACCAAUAACGCCGGUUCUCAAUGGCUGGGUAUUGAGUGCCUAUACAGCUAUGCUGGGGAGACUAUCCGCAGCUACUGCUGCCUUGGAAGCAACAGAGGUACCAGGAAUGCCGUCCGACAGUGACUCUGAUAGCGACAGUUCGUCCUACACCGAAAGAUCGAGAGGAGAGAGUCCUGUGACUGGCGCCUACAGAGGCUAUCCCUGUGGCUCCUGCGAUGUGAUAAGCUCAACAAGACCCGCCCUGAGGAAACACAUUCUCAACAGUCAUCCAGCUUCUCCCGAAACGAAUGAUGGUGAUCCCCGCGGCUGUCCUUCAGCAGGAUGCACUUUUACGAGUAACAGCAGAUGCGAAAUGGAGACGCAUGUCGCUAGUCACAUGGCUCAGGGGACUACAUCAGGAAAAAAGAGGUCAUUGGCACUGCAACGCGUCAGGUAUAGAUAUGAACGGGAAGAAUACAGAUGCACCAUGUGCACAUAUGCCUGUACAAUUGAGAAGGCAUUCCAAAGACAUCUCAGGGCCCAUGCGAAAGGCGCUGCCCCGGAAACGAGAGUGAGUUGUGCUGUCUGUGGAGCCGACAGGUCUUCCGAAGUAGAUUUGAGCCGACACAUGAGGAGGCAUCGAGAUGAUAGAUAUUUUUGCUGCGACAUUUGUGUAUUCCGUACCGUACAACUAAAAAAAUUAAUCCAGCAUCGUCGAAUGCACACUGGCGAAAAACCCCACCUAUGCCCUCACUGCGCAUACAGAAGUGCACGCCGUGAUAAUUUACGCAGUCACGUACGUAGAGUGCAUAAGAAAGAAAAUCUGUACUGCGACACCUUCAGUCCACGUGGUAUGCUGAUUGCACCGAUUCCAUCAGCCUCCUCAAUAACAGAUCAAUCGACAACCACGAAUGUUCAGAGCUCUAACUCACCGAGUCCUUCCAGUCAAGAUAGGGUGAAUUAGCGUUAUUAAUUGCUCGAUAAAUUAUAGUGUUAUUAUGUGGAAACGAACAGCUCGAAUUUCAACGUCCUCAAUUUGUCAAUAUAACUAGGUCAACUACCGUCAACAUUAUCUAAUGUUUAUUUCCAAUCUUCAGAUAAAAAUCUCUUCUAUAAUUUUUGUUGAGAUUUACCCUGGUCAUUUCGUCACUACUGCGCUAGGUAACGAGUGUCGAUUGAAGAAUAGAGGACACGAAAAUGAAUUUUCAAGAAUUAACAAUGAAAAGGUGAAUAUUAAGAGGAUUUCAAAUAUGGUGCUGAGAAUUAAUUAGACUGAUUCUCUUUUAAUUUACGAAAGACUGAG